Messenger RNA from Carassius auratus (goldfish), 3512 nucleotides. RefSeq lists its product as uncharacterized. The coding region runs from base 462 to 3512 and encodes 1016 amino acids. Lineage: Eukaryota; Metazoa; Chordata; Actinopteri; Cypriniformes; Cyprinidae. The record is from RefSeq and is a predicted model, not a curated record. The transcript has 12 exons.
UAGUCCCUCACAGGGCUCGCACGUAAAUCGGCGGGAAAUAGCGAGUGAGUUGUGUGUGGAAAGUCUGCUGCAUUUUAGAAAUACUCGUCAGAAAAAGCAACUGAGUGAUUGCUGCCACUCAUGGACACGUUUGUGAGAGGAAAAUUGUCUGCAUGGCAGCUUGAAAAUCUUAUAGACACCUUUAAAGACCAGGAAGUGGAUGAGGAGAGUUUCCGUUUGCUGGAUGAUAAUGCAAUUGCCUGCCUUAUUCCUAAAAUAGGACAGCGUGUCAAAUUUCAGAAAAAUCACAAGGAACUUGUGAGUAAAAUGCAGUAGUAGGUUUUAUCUGAAGCAAGUCAGUUUCUGUUCUUAUCCAGACACCACUCUGUUUUAGACUUUUCCUUUGUAUAAUAUUACUGACCAGGUGGAUAGUGGUGGGGUGAGCAUUGUAAGAACUGUUGUCCUACGAACAUAGCUUAAUAAUGCCAUAUACAUGCUUCCGCUGCAAACAAGUAAUACCCGGUCAUGCAAAAGGUCUGUUUAUUCACCUGAGAGCAGUGCAUGGGAUAAAUUAUGCUUCAACAUUCUUUCAGUGCUGCGAAGAUGGUUGCAGGCGGACUUUUAGAUACAUUCGAUCUUUCCGAAGGCAUCUUCUUCAGCAUUCUGUCACAGAAAAGCAUUACCGUCCAGAACAGCAUUUCGGGGGGAGCACAGGAGCAUCUGUGCAGGGCCUCUCACGUACCAUAAAUGCAGAAAUGCAGAAUGCAGAAAUUGCAGAUUUAGAGACACCAACUCAAGAAAACAAAGAUGAUGAUUACUGGGAUGAGUUGGAACCAGAAACCAUAACAGAGCGGAUAGCUCUGUUUUUAGCCACCCUUAAAUCAAAAUCAGCUCAGACCUACAGUACAGUUAGCUUUGUUGUCCAACAGACAUCAAGCUUGAUUUCAGACAUUGUUGGUUCACUUCAGAGUAAGACUUUGUCUCUGUUUGAAAAAUUUGGUCAUAAGGAUGAUUCAGGGGUCCAAAAACUUGCCUGUGAUUUUGAAGAAGCUAAAAGUCCUUUCAAAGGAUUAGAAUCAGACUUUAAACAGAUGCAGUAUUUUACAAAGUCAGGCAACUUCAUUCACCCGAUAGAGGAGGCUUUGCCUGGAGUCUCCUAUGUGCAGAGAAGGGACUCUGCUACUGGGACAGUACGACAAGUUGCGGUUCAAGAUGUGUUUUAUCGCGUCCCACUGAAACCUCUUUUGACUAAACUGCUUGAGCUCCCUGGCAUUUUGGAUGCCAUCUUUACUUGGCAGCAAAGAGAAAAUGGAGUCCUUUUAGACUUUUAUGAUGGUGAGUAUUGCAAACAGCAUCCUCUCUUAUCCAGCAAAGUGUCUGUUCCACUUCUUUUGUACAAUGACGACUGUGAAACAGUCAACCCACUUGGUUCAAAAGUUGUGGUGCACAAGUUGGGGUUUCUUUACUUCACAAUUAAGAGUCUGCCCCAGAAGGAACUGAAGGAUCUUGAGGUCAAUGGUAUAACCCUCAACACACCACACUUCAAGGGUGAAAUGCGGUUUUCAGUUGCCCAGUUGUGUGGGGACAAUCUUGGCUUAAAUGCCAUUCUUGGAUUUACAGAGAGUUUCUCGGAAACAGGUGUUAAGAGAGACAGUAUUCUGAAUAAUCUGUGCUACUUCAAUGUGACACACAACCAGGUUGCAGAUGUCAUGCAUGACUUGUUGGAAGGGGUGGGACCAUAUGAGUUGAAGUUAAUACUCUGUUCACUGAUUGAGGACAAACACCUCACCCUUGAAAAACUCAACUUCCGAAUCACAAGUUUUGAUUAUGGCUUUCCUGAUCUGAAGAACAAGCCAUCUGUAAUUGGUAGGCAUGAACUUAAAAAUCCUGAAGGAGCAAUGCAUCAGUCUGCAGCCCAAACAUGGUGUCUCCUCAGGUUGUUGCCGUGUAUGAUUGGAGACCUCAUACCUGAAGAAAACGAGCACUGGGAACUCUUGCUUCUCCUUCUGGAAUGCAUGGAAUUGAUUUUCUUGCCAUCUCUUACACCAGAAGCUGCAGUUUACUUGGCUGCCAUCAUAGAUGAGCAUCACUCUCUGUUUCUUGAGCUGUACCCUAAUUUGCAUCUUCGUCCGAAGCACCAUUUUAUGGUCCACUAUCCUAAUGCAAUUUUGAAGUUAGGACCCCUGAUACAGUUCUGGUCUAUGCGAUUUGAGGCUAAACAUGGCUUUUUUAAACGCAUCAGCCAUGUCACCUGUAACUUCAAAAAUAUCUGCAAGACCAUGGCAUUUCGACAUCAGAUGAUGCAGUGCUACUCCCUUCUUUCUGGUUCUGUGUUCAAAAGUGAAACAGAAGUUGGCCCAGGUCACAGCACUUUGCUUGCUAAAAUUCGUCAGAUAUUGCAACGUUCCCUUGAAGGGAAAUCAAUAGUAAAGAGUUUGGAUGAAAUGCAAUCUAUUACCACCAAACAGAGGAGGCUACUUGUAAGAAUCCUUAUAUCCCACUUGCUGGAAACAAAUGGGGAAAUGCCAUCCUCAGACACAAAGAAAGGACUUGCCAUGGCUUUGGUGUAUGAAUUUCCAUGCCUAAAGGAUGAUACAGGCACUAGCUACGGAGCUUGGUACACACCUGGACGUAAACACAGGCCUGCUACAGGUUUCCUUGAAGAGCGUCUGCGGAAUGUUAGGAAACGGAUGAGAAAGUUAAAGCAACCUGGUCACCUAGAACCACAGCAGGAUUAUAUCAUCUCUACACCAGAAUAUGGAGUGCCUCUCGAAAAAGUUCAGGAGAUGGUUGAGUGGUUGAAGGUCCACAAAUAUCCCAUCUCUGAAGUCGAAAAUUAUAUGAAGGAAACGGCUGUUUACAGAGGCAAGUGGAUCCGCAACAAUGGGUCUAAAAGCAUUGCGGAAGUUUUGAAGGAGUUCCCCAGGCUUGUAGACAAUCCUGGCAUGAUUUCACAAGAUUUCUGUAUCCUGUAUCCUGAUGCAGCGAGGAAACUGUUUGAAAACUGGUCCACGAUAACUGAAAGAAUUCUUCCAUAUGCCCAGCGAGAGGGUAAACUGCCCUCAGUACUGGGUGACAUGACACCAGCUGCUAAAGAGGAGACAGCUUUGAAGGUCCUGCCAACUCUGCUUCCCCCAUCCAUCUACAGGAGAGGAGGAAAGGUCUUCAGACCCACCACAGAGGAGGGCCUGAAGUCAUUUAUUGACAUGCAACCUGUUGGGACCAACAUGGUUGAAUAUUUAAACCAUGAGAUGACUGGAGCCUUGCUGCACAUUCUGUGCCUCAGUGAUGAGACAAGGGGGACAUCACAGACCUUUGCCAUUAUUCCAGGCCACGCCAUUGAGACUGAGUCUUUGUUGGAGGCAGUUGAUCUUUGCUUUAAAGCUUUUUUUGUUUUUGAUGUUCAGUACACCAAGCAGUGUCUCCCCACCUGGGAGUUUCUCCAGCAUGCUGUAUAUCAAAUUGAAGGAAAAGAGUCCUCCUCUGUAAAGUUUUUGAGGACAACAGUUGUUUCAGGCCCACAUGAUAUGUAG